Messenger RNA from Cuscuta epithymum, 1507 nucleotides. The record is from the annotation of a GenBank genome assembly. Lineage: Eukaryota; Viridiplantae; Streptophyta; Magnoliopsida; Solanales; Convolvulaceae.
CCCGAUUCUCCUUCCAAAUCAUAAUCGUUCUGCAAAUCAAACUUUCCAUAACCGUUUUUGUUUCCGAUCUUACUCUGUGUCUUCUAUAUCUCCUAUGGAUCCUCUACUGUACAUCUUUCAUCUCUAUGUUCUUCUCAAUCGUCAUUGAUUUUCCAACGUUGAAUACAAGCGCCAUCGUCGAAUAAGAAAUUUGCUAGCAACUUUAUCUUCUCCGUAUGGAUCACGGUGAGUUUUUUUGAAUUGAUCAAUUUCGUAAUUUAAUUGUUUAUAUUUUAUUAUUGUUGAAUUUAUGUCGAUUGAAACGCUUCUAGUUGUCAAUUUAACGGUUGUCUUCCUGAUCAAACAUCUUCUACCCAUAUUUCUUCUGAUUCCCUGCAAAUCAAUUGUUGUUGUGUUGUUUGAAGGUUUUACUUUUAAUCUGAUUUAAUGUUGUUAUGUCGAACAUAUGUGUUGGGAUUCUUUUUCUUCUUUUUGUUGCUGAAGUUUUUAGUAAUAACCUGAAUUGUGUUUCUCUCAGUUUGCUGCACUUUUUGCUUCAUUAACUACUUUUAUAACUGUUGGUACACUUUUCAAUUUUGAAUGUACUAAGGUUUUAUCUAUUUAGCAAUUUGAUUGAUACUUGUUAUUUAUAUAUUUGUAGAUUCUACUUACGAGUUCAGUUAUUCUGAUUCUACACCAAACUCUUGUCAUUCAUCUAAAUUUGAAGUUUCUCCAAACAUGACCAAGUAUUGGACUCCUAUGUGUGUUGAGAGCUGUAAGCCUCAUGUUGGUAUGAUUUUCACAAAUGUUGCUGUUGGAUUUCAAUUCUACAAACAAUAUGCUACUCUUUGUGGCUUUGAUAUCCGUAAGAGUACCUCAAGAAAGAGUAGUGAUGGAGUUUGUGUGUGGAAGUAUAUUUUGUGUAACAGAGAAGGAUUCAAAAAUCUGCCUAAACCUACCAAUCUUGAAUCUAGCAGUUGUGUUGGUGAUGAAACUGAAUCCAUGAACACAGAAUCUAGCUCUUCUAAUUGUGAGAAUAUUGUUGACUGCAAUGAGGAACUGAAAAGCUCAGAACCAAAAAAUAUUCCUUCGAAUAAGAGACGUCGUGUAUCAAAUCGUGUUGGUUGCAAUGCACGUUUAGUUAUGAGAUUACAUGCUGAACAUGGAUAUGUGGUGACCUGUUUUGAAGAGCGGCAUAAUCAUCCCAUGGCGUAAAAGAGAAGUCAAUUGAAGCUUCCAAGAAGUCUAAAAGACUGUGCCGAACUUGUAACUAGCUUGCUUUCCAUGACAGCAGGAAUUGUCCUCUAAAUUCUGAGAAAUAACCAAAUUCAAACUGUCUAAUGUGUUGGAGUUUCAAUUUUUCAUGUCUCUUUCACACUUGCUGUGAAUUUGUUCUUGUACCCAAAUCUUUAUAUUCUGUUGUGCAACAAUCAUACAUAACAGAUUUGCUUAUGAAUGGUUUUGUGAUUGUUUUAAGUAACUGUCUUAAUUAAGUUCUAAUUCAUACUCUUUUGCACAUUAAGUCCUA